Messenger RNA from Trematosphaeria pertusa, 1847 nucleotides. RefSeq lists its product as uncharacterized. The transcript has a single exon. Gene Ontology annotation, molecular function: protein binding. NCBI's taxonomy places the organism in Eukaryota, Fungi, Ascomycota, Dothideomycetes, Pleosporales, Trematosphaeriaceae. The record is from RefSeq and is a predicted model, not a curated record. Bases 252 to 1676 code for a protein of 474 amino acids.
CUCGCUAUCAUCCACCACAACGCACCUUUCCUUGUUUCUUCUGUCUCUGGCCUUUCUUUUAUACGUCCAGUCGGCGUUACUAGCUCUUCCAGGCGAAACCCUGCCUCAAUUGCUUUCUCAGCCUUUCUAUGCUUCAUCACACGGUUGGGUGGAACCACGCCCGUUCUACCCCGCGAGAGCAAGCAGGCUUCGCUCUCCCGGUCCAUCUUGCUCUUCGAAAGCGCUCAAGCGGUCUGCAGACUCGAGCCAGCAUGGAGACGGUGGAACAGGUCCAACCCUUCCGGCUCAUGGACCUCCCCGCGGAGAUCAGGGACCUCAUCUAUCAGGAAAUGCUCUGCUGCUUCGACCCCGUGGAGCCGCCAUGCACGCCGGGAAACUGCAAUGCGAAAAACCACCUCUAUUGCAAUAGCAUUACCCCCGCUACGCACGCUAUCGAAACAACUAUCCUGCGCACGUGCAAGCAGGUCCACCGCGAGGCGUACGAUAUCAUGGUCAAAACAAACCAGUUCGUCAACAUCCAAACACAGGACAUCCCGCUGUCUCAGCUGCUCAUCUCGUCGAAUCUGCCCGUUGUGACUAUGGAUCGUGCACAUACAGCGCAGUUCCAGGGCUACGUUAUGAGCGUGAAUAUGUCUGCUAUUCCGGGCGGCUGGGUCGGCGACCCGCUUGAUUCGGACGAUGAUAUGGAUGCUGAUGAUUGGGAUCCGCAUGCGCGCGCGCCGCCGGCGGGUACGGGACCGCGGUUCAACUUCAUGAUUCUAGGAAGGGACUGGGACGCAUUCUGUCGGAUGCUGACGCACGUCGACGCGGAGAUGGAAGGCUUCAGCACGAGUGUCAAAGUCGUUCUCACGCUCAACGGAUACCCAGCUCAACUCCCAGACUUCAAGGACCCUAUUGAAGAAUUCUUCACCACGAAGACCCAGGAAGCGCUCCUCAGGCCCCUCCGCAAACACAUCCACGGCUUCCAGCACGUCGAAGUCACCGGCGCCGUCGACCCCGCCGUAGCAGAGCGCGCGGUCAACGAAGUCAAAACACCCCCCUGGACCAACCCCCGCGACAUCCUCAACGAGUUCUCCGCCAUGAAGUCCCUCGGCAACCAGCUCUACACCGAGGGCAACCUAGACGCGGCCAGCAAGUGCUGGAUGAGCGCCAUCACGCGCAUGCGCUGCAUGCGGUGCUCGGCGACGUGGGCCUCGCUCGCCAAAGCGGGCGGCGCGGCCUUCGCCUCCAAGCUAUCCGAGCUCUACUUCACCAUCAUGCUCAACCACGCGCAAUGCCUGCUCGAAGUGAUGCGCUCGCCGCGCACGCCCAAGCCCGCCAUCGUCGAGGAAGGCACGCUCGUCAUGCGCGACCUGCGCGAGGCCAUGGACGGCAAGCACUUCUUCGAGCACUUCGGCAGCACCUGGGUGCCGUCCAGCGCGCUCACCGCGAAGCUGGCAUACCGCCAGGCCCUGUGCUUCCGCAUGAUGGGCCAGGCUACCGACGACAAGGAGGCGCGCGAGGCCGCGCUGGAUGGCGCGCUUGAGUGGAUUAUGGAGGCGGUGGCUAUGGCGCCUGGGGAUGGCGCGAUCGAGCGCGAGAAGAGGGAGAUUCUGGACUGGGAGAGGGAUAUGGAGAGGGAGUGGGAGGGGGACGAGCUGUAUCAGGAGUUUUUGGCGGAUGUUAUGGGGUAUUGAGUAAGUUUGGGAGAGGGGGAAGGUGGGCUGGGACAUAGCUGGCUCGCUAGCUGGUUUGUGGAGGGAUUUAAGGGGGAUAUGUCGAUAAGAGGAGGCUAAUAUGAACGGAUUCCGCUGUCUGGAGGACGGGAAUUGAUCAGAUAUAGUUCAGUUCAGUUAGGUUUUUUUUUU